Messenger RNA from Moesziomyces antarcticus, 2619 nucleotides. Its product is annotated as ran GTPase activator. NCBI's taxonomy places the organism in Eukaryota, Fungi, Basidiomycota, Ustilaginomycetes, Ustilaginales, Ustilaginaceae. Gene Ontology annotation, molecular function: small GTPase binding; GTPase activator activity. Gene Ontology annotation, cellular component: cytosol; nucleus; membrane. The coding region runs from base 1 to 2619 and encodes 872 amino acids. The transcript is spliced from 4 exons. The record is from RefSeq and is a predicted model, not a curated record. Gene Ontology annotation, biological process: activation of GTPase activity; nucleocytoplasmic transport; retrograde vesicle-mediated transport, Golgi to endoplasmic reticulum.
AUGUCUGGCGACUCGAAAGUGUUCUCCCUCGUCGGCAAGGGCCUCAAGCUCGACACCAAGGCCGACAUUCAGCCGCACCUCGACGCACUCCAGCAGAUCGCAGAUCUCCAAGAGGUCCACCUCGGCGGCAACACGCUCGGUGUCGAGGCUUGUCAGGCGCUCGCGGAUGUUCUCAAGGACAAGAAGACGCUCAAGGUCGCCGACUUUGCCGAUAUCUUCACCGGUAGGCUCAUCUCCGAGAUUCCCGAUGCGCUUCGUGCCCUUUGCGAUGCUCUCACCGACCACGCCAGCCUUGUAGAGCUCAACCUCUCGGACAACGCUUUCGGCGGUCGAUCCGCCGAGCCCAUGGUCAACUUCCUCAAGAACAACCACAGCUUCUCCGUCCUCAAGCUCAACAACAACGGUCUCGGUAUCACUGGAGGUACCAUCGUCGCUGAAGCCCUCUACGAAGCCGCGCAGAACCUCAAGGCCAAGGGCCUCGAAUCCAAGCUGCGCACCGUCAUCUGCGGCCGCAACCGUCUCGAAAACGGCUCAGCACCCGUGUGGGCCAAGGCGUACGCAGCGCACGGCGGCCUCGUCGAGGUUCGCAUGUUCCAGAACGGCAUCCGCAUGGAGGGCAUCGAGGCCAUCAGCAAGGGCCUCGCCUCGUGUCCCAACCUCGAAGUGCUUGACCUCCAAGACAACACCGCCACGCUGCGUGGCUCGCGCGCCAUCGCUGCAUGCCUGCCCAAGUGGCCCAAGCUCAAGACGCUCAACCUGUCCGAUUGCCUUCUCAAGCCCAAGGGGGGCGCGCUUGUCUUUGGUGCUCUGGCCAACGGCAGCAAUCCCGCGCUCGAGACGAUUCAGGUCCAGUACUGCGACCUCGACCGAAAGGUGCUCGACCAACUCGGCAUCGCCAUCGACCUCCAUCUCUCCAGCCUCACCAAGCUGGACAUCAACGGCAAUUGGGCGGACGAGGAGGACGAAUGCAUCGACAAGAUCAAGAGCGCCCUCGCCAAGCACGGCCACGAGGAUGCAUUGCUCGAGCUGGACGAGAUGGACCCCGAAGGCGAAGAGAGCGAGGGCGAGGAUGAAGAGGAUGCGGACGAGGACGAGGAGGAGGCGGACGCAGAAAGCUCCGCAAAGUCCUCGGCACAGGUCGACGACACCGACGAGCUCGCCUCUGCGCUGGCCAAGACGAGCCUCACAGACGCAAAAUGGAGUCUGAGGGACAGCUCCGAGGAGGACACGGGAGAGGCGCGAAGGUCAAAUCUUGUUAGAUCGUUUGCAGUACAGCGCGGUUCGGAAUCGAUACGCGCUCGUCGUUUCGGCCUCGAUUCCAAUUCGCACCUCCGAGAGUUGGUCUCACCGAGCCUGGCCAAAAUACGCACUGGUCCGGUCUCGACACCACCAUCACCACCUAACUCCUCGACCCAUCCGGCAAGGGCUUCCCUUCCCGACACCCAAUACCUGUGGAGACGCAUAGGCUGCAGCACAAUGGCGGUUUUUUCGCUGUCUACGCUGCUCCAGAAUGUCCCGCCGGGAUCGAGGGCUUUGACCGCGGCGCUCUUGGCAUUCUCGUUGCUUCUCUUCUUCCUGCGUCUGCGAACCGGUCUAGGAUUCGGCACGGCUAGUGCAGUUCAGUUCCCUUGGCUCGUCAUCGUCCCCGGCGCGAGCUUCUGGUAUCCCUGGACGUUGCUCACAUCGAGUUUCUGCGAGUCGUCCAUCCUCGAAUUUCUCGUCUCCAUCGUCUCCCUACCGCUCGCAGCACGGUAUCUCGAGCGUCAGUGGGGCGCAAUCGAGCUCUUCAAGUUUGCCGCCGUCGUCCUCGCUGGAAGCAACAUCAUUGCAUGGGGCCUGCAGCUCCUCCUCUUCGGCGUCUUCCGCAAGGAGGUGCUCAUCUGGGGGAUCCAAUUCCACGGGCUCCAGGCACUUCAGACCGCCUUUCUCGUGGCCUUCACCCAGCUCAUCCCAGAGCAUCAGGUCCAGGUCCUGAGCGGAGCUGUCAAGAUUCGAGUCAAGGAUCUGCCCAUGCUCUACGUGACCGUCAGCAACGUCAUGUGCCUCCUCGGCUACACCUCGCCAUGGAUCCUCAUUCAGUUCGGAUGGCUCAUCUCCUGGGCCUACCUGCGAUUCUUCAAGGUCAACGAGUCCGGCCUCAGGGGUGAUCGCAGCGAGGCCUUUGCUUUUGUCAACUGGUUCCCGCCCUUCGCUCACAAGCCGGUCCAAUUCAUCUCGACAACCCUAUUCAACUUGUUCGUCAAGCUCCGCGUGGUCCAGCCAUGGUCAGGUGGAGACUAUGCCGACCUCGAGUCGGCUUCCGUCAACGGGCAGGCUCCUGCGCACAGCAGCGCCCGCGCCGAAGCCGAGCGCAGACGUGCCAUGGCGUUGAAAGCGCUCGAUCAGCGGCUCUCGGCGAACAAGGGCUCUGGCUCGCGAACGACCGAUCUGCAGCGCUCUGAUUCCACCAAAUCUUCGGGCUCAGCUGCAGCAGCCGCGGCGUCGCACGAAAGCACAGCUCCGCUCCUUUCCGAUACGACCAGCGCCGGUGCGGGAUCCACUUCCGCCUCCGCGUCCAUUCCCACCGUCGUGUUCGAGGCUCCCUCCGAGGACCUGCCCUCGGAGAAAGAGUCAAAGUAG